AGGUGUGAGUCACAGAAGUGGGAUGGUUCAAGCACUGGGAGGAGCUACAGUGGUCUCCAUGUAUGGUCUACCACUCUGUUCAUAUGGUAAACAGAAGAAGGUCACAUGGGGCAAUAGUCUUGGAGCAGUGGGGGUGGAAAAGGAGGGAAAAGAACUAGUAGAGUGAAGAGCCAUACUGCCGGAGCACUUCGGCAUGCCUCAUGCACAGGAGGCAGCGGCCCUUUCACCCUGAGUUUAGAGGACACUGGAUCUUAUUGCAAAGAGGAAAGGAACCAACGAUUUGGAGCAAGUGCCUUGUUGAGGUUAAAACUAAAGCUCUGACUGCCUCACCGGGUCUUUGAUUCGACUUACUUUGGAUGUUUGUUUCUUUGUCUUCUCCCUGUGGGGCUGAAGGUUGUACAACACACAGCCCACAACUGAAGAGCCAAGAUGCCCAUCAACUUCACAGUCGUGCCAGUUGAGGAUGUGGAGGGCGACGGCGACAGCGAGGCCGUGGCUGGAGGCAGCAGACCCCCUUUGGGAAAAAUAUUCAGGAAGGAAGACAAUGACGAAAACUCACAAGGACCUCACUUGGACGACAGUCAGAAAGAGUCCAGUCCAUUCAUCAACACAGACGACGAGGAGGAACAUUAUUAUGAAGGAAAGAACAUGGCCUUGUUUGAGGAGGAAAUGGACAGUAACCCUAUGGUAUCAUCUCUCCUCAACAAGCUGGCCAACUACACCAACCUGACCCAGGGUGUCCGGGAGCACGAGGAGGCCGAGGACGGGGUCAGGAGGGUUGCUGUCAAGGUGCCCCAAAUGGGGACCUUCAUCGGAGUGUACCUGCCGUGCAUGCAGAACAUCCUGGGUGUGAUCCUCUUUCUCCGUCUCACCUGGAUUGUCGGCACAGCAGGGAUCCUGGGAACCUUCGCCAUCGUCUCCAUGUGCUGCAUCUGCACCUUGCUCACAGCCAUAUCAAUGAGCGCCAUAGCAACCAACGGAGUUGUCCCAGCCGGCGGCUCGUACUACAUGAUAUCCAGAUCUCUGGGGCCCGAGUUUGGAGGAGCGGUGGGCCUCUGCUUCUACCUGGGAACCACCUUCGCUGGAUCCAUGUACAUACUGGGCACCAUAGAGAUUCUGCUGAUCUACAUCAUUCCAAACCCAACGGUCUUUCCAGAAAGCGAAAGCUCAAUGUCAAACAAUAUGCGUGUCUAUGGCACAUGCUGCCUGCUCCUGAUGGCUCUGGUGGUGUUUGUAGGGGUAAAGUAUGUGAACAAACUGGCUCUGGUGUUUCUGGCCUGUGUGGUCCUCUCCAUCAUGGCCACUUACGCGGGAGUCAUCAAGACGGCCAUUGAACCACCAGAGUUUAACGUCUGUCUGCUGGGGAACCGAUCUCUGAACAACAAGAUGUUUGAGAUCUGCGCCAAGACGGUGUCUGUGAAAAACGUCACAGAGUUCACCAAGCUAUGGGGCAUCUUCUGUAAACCAAACGCAACGUGUGAUGACUACUUUGACCUAAACAACCUGACAGAGAUACCGGCCGUGCCUGGGCUCCUGAGCGGGGUUAUCAAAGACAACCUGUGGGGUGACUAUGGUCCAGCUGGUACGUACUUGGAGAGGAAAAGCCAGCCUUCAGUACAAGUCCAGGAAGCGUCCAGUCACAUGGACAAGCCCUACGUCUUCAAUGACAUUGCCACCUACUUCACUCUGCUGGUGGGAAUAUACUUCCCCUCUGUGACAGGUAUAAUGGCUGGUUCCAACAGGUCUGGGGAUCUCAGAGAUGCUCAGAGGUCCAUCCCAAUAGGAACCAUCAUGGCAAUUCUCACCACCUCCUUCCUAUAUAUCUCUUGUGUGGUCUUGUUUGGAGCCUGUAUUGAAGGAGUGGUGCUGAGAGACAAAUUUGGUUACUCGGUGAAGAACAACCCGGUCAUUGGCAUACUGGCCUGGCCGUCACCCUGGGUGAUUGUGAUUGGCUCGUUUUUCUCCUGCUGCGGGGCGGGGCUUCAGAGCCUCACCGGCGCCCCUCGCCUCUUGCAGGCCAUUGCUCGGGAUGGGAUCAUUCCGUUCUUGCAGGUGUUUGGUCAUGGGAAGGCUAACGGUGAGCCCACCUGGGCUCUGUUGCUGACAGUGGGGAUCUGUGAGAUAGGAAUCCUCAUCGCCUCUCUCGAUGCUGUGGCACCCAUCCUCUCCAUGUUUUUCCUCAUGUGCUAUCUGUUUGUUAACUUGGCCUGUGCUGUUCAGACUUUGCUCCGCACCCCUAACUGGAGACCUCGCUUCAAGUUCUAUCACUGGACCCUAUCCUUCUUAGGGAUGAGCCUGUGUCUUUCUCUUAUGUUCGUCUGCUCCUGGUACUACGCCCUCGUCGCCAUGGUGAUAGCUGGUUGUCUCUACAAGUACAUUGAGUACCGAGGGGCAGUGAAGGAAUGGGGAGAUGGGAUCCGAGGUCUGUCCCUCAACGCAGCACGCUACGCUCUCAUCCGGCUGGAGGAAGUGCCGCUACACACCAAAAACUGGAGGCCUCAGCUGUUGGUGUUAUGUAAAUUGGACUCGGAGCUGGGUGUGAAACACCCUCGCCUCCUGACAUUCACUUCACAGCUCAAAGCAGGAAAGGGACUGACCAUCGUCAGCUCUGUCCUGGAGGGCACCUACAUGACCCGGGGGAACGAGGCCAAGGCGGGAGAGAAGAACUUGAAAGCGGCCAUGGCCGCAGAGAAGAUGAAGGGCUUCUCCCACGUGGUGGUUUCUUCCAACCUGCGAGACGGCUUCUCCCUGCUCAUCCAGUCAGCGGGCCUGGGAGGAAUGAAGCACAACGCCGUCCUGAUGGCCUGGCCGGCAGGCGGAGGGCUGGUCCACGACUCCUUGGCCAGGAGGAACUUCAUCGAAACAGUGCGAGAGACUACAGCGGCCCAACAGGCUCUGCUGGUUGCCAAGAACAUCGACCAUUUCCCCAGCAACCAGGACCGUCUGACGGAAGGAACCAUCGAUGUGUGGUGGAUCGUACAUGACGGCGGAAUGCUUAUGCUGCUGCCAUUUUUACUCAGUCAACACAAGGUGUGGAGGAAGUGUAAAAUGCGAAUCUUCACGGUGGCCCAUAUGGAGGAUAACUCCAUCCAGAUGAAGAAAGACCUGCAGAUGUUUCUCUACCAACUACGUCUGGAUGCUGUGGUGGAGGUGGUGGAAAUGCAUGAAAGCGACAUCUCAGCCUUCACCUAUGAGAAGACGCUGGUGAUGGAGCAGAGGUCUCAAUUGCUGAAACAGAUGCAGUUGUCCCGUACUGAGAGGGAGAGAGAGAUUCAGAGCAUCACAGAUGUAUCGCGCGGCUCCGUAAAGAGGAAGAAGCCGUCGGGUUCCCCUUCCCUCAACAACCUGUGCUUACCGGAGGAUGAGGCCCAGUUGAUCCAUGACCGGAACACAGCAUCUCAUUCUACAACAAACGAGAGAGAUGCGAAGGCGACAACGGAUCGCGUCCACAUGACCUGGACCAAGGAUAAACUUGUCAACGAGAGGAACAGACACCGGGAGGGUCUGGGAGUUAAAGACAUAUUCAACAUGAGACCUGAGUGGGAGAAUCUCAACCAGACCAACGUGCGCAGGAUGCACACGGCUGUAAAGCUGAACGAGGUCGUGCUCAAGAAGUCCCGCAAAUCGCAGCUGGUCUUGCUCAACAUGCCGGGCCCGCCGAAGAACAAGAAAGGAGACGACAACUAUAUGGAGUUCCUGGAGGUCCUCAUGGACGGCCUGGACCGAGUCCUGUUGGUUCGGGGAGGUGGUCGGGAGGUCAUCACCAUCUACUCGUAGCACGAUGCAAGAUGUUUCCACAUUGGAUCCAAAAACUGUUGAGCAGUGGGACCCCAGAGGGCAGGUGGUUGUUGAAGGGGAAAGGGAAGACUUUGAGAUGCAUCACGGGAAAAGAUGUCGGGCAGAAGUACAGCGCACUGCUUCAGGAGGAACGUAAGGGAGAACCAUGGCGCUGUGGAGGACAGAGGAGGCUCCUGCAGCACAGCUUGAUCUCAAUGCAUCGUUUGAGGACACAGAGCAAUGUCUGCAACUCCGACACAACAGCACACUGUGAAAGGGCCGCUGUGUGGCUGCACUGUGGGGAGGUUCUAUGCUCAGCUGAACUGUAAAGUAUGACGUCCCUUUUUAGCUUUCCACUGAUUGUUGUAGAUGGUUGUUCUCCAGGAUCAUCAGUCCAAUCAAAGGUAGCCAACGUAGUGUCUUUCAUUUUAUCUCAGAGAUGUUUAGGAAUCCUUUCCUUGAUAAAGCGAGAGAUGAACCUGUUUUGAGCCUUUAUAUUUGACAUGUUUUCCCAUGUCAAUGCAUGAGAAGCCAAAGUGCCAUUGAUCAAAUAAGCACAGUUUAAGAUUGUAAUCUCUAGUUAGUGAUUUUACCAGUUUCGUUGAACUGAAUUAACAUACAAGCUAUGUUUGAAAUGGUGCAAAUAUUUUAAAGCGUGUUUGUGAUCAUGUGACAAGCUUGCGUAUGCUGAGAAAAAUGGAACCUAUAUGGUAUUAUUUCAUCUACUAUUAGUAUUGUUUUUAAUAUAAUAGGAAAUAUGCAACAGGUGGGUUUAACAAGAAAAGACACAAACAAACCCCAAAAAUCUAGAACUCUGACCAGCAAACUUUCAAAGAAAGGAUUGUGUGGUAGUUGCCCCUUUCUUUGCAUCUGUUUGUGAGGCUUAACUGUAUUCUAGGUGAUCUAACCAGGCAGAUUCUGUACUCAGUUGUCAGUAACGGCACCAACAAUCAAUCGCGAUAGAAGAUUAUACACAGAUAUCUGUGCUUAAAGGGACCAUUUGUGCCUAUAAAUAAUUAACCAGUACAAGUAUUUUAGUUAAACAAAUUCCCACAACAUUACAUUCAACAUACGCAGACACGCAGCGAAGGGGCAGGAAAAGGACAAAGCGGGAAGUUAGGAGACAAAGGAAAUGUAGCAUGUGAUUUCUCUGAUUGCCAUCAUGUUUUGAACAUUCAUCCUAAGGUAGGUUCAGUGACGUAAUAUAAUGUAAGUUAGUCAAUUUUGUUGUUAUCAGACUUUGUAAAAAAAAAAAUUAAAAAAAAUCUGUGGGUAAAAAUGAAAUCAAUGAUUCCCUAUUGUGACAAAUACAAUACCGAAAGGUGAA
Gasterosteus aculeatus aculeatus (three-spined stickleback) is the source of this 5104-nucleotide messenger RNA. Its product is annotated as solute carrier family 12 member 7. Gene Ontology annotation, cellular component: plasma membrane. Gene Ontology annotation, biological process: chemical synaptic transmission; potassium ion import across plasma membrane; potassium ion homeostasis. The record is from RefSeq and is a predicted model, not a curated record. Gene Ontology annotation, molecular function: potassium:chloride symporter activity. Lineage: Eukaryota; Metazoa; Chordata; Actinopteri; Perciformes; Gasterosteidae.